AUUGGCUGCCCACUGCAAGAAGCAGUGACCAAAGAAGAGCUCCAAGGGGCCGCCAAAGCCUCUGGAAGCCGCAGCUUCCCGCGCUGGCAUCGCCCAGCUGGCGUUCCUAUUCGGCGCUUCUGCGCUCGAAGCUGUCGCGAGCCGCCCCAAGAAUGGCACGAUGGCUCUCGGUACCAGGGCCCGAGCCGUCCGCAGGGCUUCUGGCUCGUUUCUAGAUGUCCUAGUCUGCCAAGGAGGCUCUGCUUCAGGGGUCCCCGAGGUACCACUCUGAGGGGCCGCUGCGUUUCUUGGGACCGGCUGUGCGAGUAUUCAUAAGGUCAUCGAGACCCGUCUUUUGGAGUUGACCACACUCACUCUCCACUGACCUCCUCUGUCUCUCAUUCUGCCUAUAACCUCUCUAUUUGGCCAAUCAGCUUACACCAUGAGCCACGAAGGCCUCCAGGAGCCGGUGGCCUACGAGGCCACCAAGCACGAUGGCAACUCCAACACUGGAUCCGAUACCGAGUCUGGCCGCUUGAGGAUUGCAAGUGAAGCCAAGCGCAAGAUCGGUGUGCUCAGCGCGUCCAUGCUCAUCUUCAACCGCAUCAUCGGCACCGGCAUCUUCGCGACUCCCUCGUCCAUUCUCGCCCUCACUGGCAGCACGGGUCUUUCGCUCUUCAUGUGGGUCGCCGGCGCGCUCAUUGCCGGCGCGGGCACGGCUGUCUAUCUCGAGUUCGGCACCGGCAUCCCCAAGAACGGCGGCGAGAAGAACUACCUCGAGUACGUCUACCGCAAGCCCAAGUUCCUCGUCACCGGCUUGUACGCUGGCUACGUGAUUCUCCUAGGCUGGGCUUCUGGCAACUCGGUCGUCUUUGGUGAGUAUAUCCUCCACGCUGCCCAAGUCAAUGUCGACCGCUGGAAUCAGCGCGGCCUCGGUAUUGCCUGCAUCACCGUCGCCUUCAUCAUCCACGGCACAGCCCUUAAGUGGGGUAUCCGUCUUCAGAAUUUCCUGGGUAUUAUCAAGAUCACCAUCAUUGUCAUCAUCAUCCUCGGCGGAUUCAUUGCCCUUGGUGGCCACCUCAAGAUCGACGAGAAGCCCCACAACUUCACCAACGCUUUCGAAGGAACGACUGGUAGCGCAUACGGCGUCGUCACUGCUCUGUAUAAUGUCAUCUGGAGUUUCGUCGGCUACAGCAACGCAAACUAUGCCCUCAGCGAGACCAAGAACCCCACGCGCACUCUCAAGAUUGCCGCCCCCAUUGCCAUCAUCUCCGUCUCGAUUCUCUACAUGCUCGUCAACAUUGCCUAUUUUGCCGCCGUUCCCAAGGCGGAGAUCCUUGCUUCCAAGCGUCUCGUCGCUGCAUCUCUCUUCCGCAACGUCUUCGGUAACACCGCUGAGCGUGCUCUGUCUGUCUUUGUCGCCUUGUCCGCGUUCGGCAACGUUCUCAGUGUCAUCUUCUCUCAGGGUCGCCUUGUGCAGGAGCUUGGUCGCGAGGGUAUCCUUCCCUUCUCCCGCUUCUGGGCCAGCAAUCGACCUUUCAACGCCCCACUCGCUGGUCUGUUUGAGCACUGGCUCAUCUGUAUCAUUGUCAUCCUUGCCCCUCCUCCUGGAGAUGCUUACAACUUCAUUCUCAAUCUCAUCUCUUACCCCCUUGCUAUCGUCAACACCUUCGUCGCCGCUGGCCUCGUUCACCUGUACUUGAACCGCGCCGCCUGGAAAUGGAACCCCCCGAUCAGCGCCUCUCUGCCGGUCAUCGUUUUCUUCAUGCUCAGCAACAUUUACCUUGUUGUCGCUCCCUUUGUACCACCCGAGGAUGGCCAGAAUGUCUACGAGAGCCUGCCCUACUGGAUUCACUGUGUUGUUGGUUUCGCCGUCAUCGCCGCAGGCGGUCUGUACUGGUUGGCUUGGGCUGUCAUCUUACCGAAACUGGGCCACUACGAACUGGUUCGGGAGACCGUGGUGGAUGAUAUUGAUGGUUGGGAGUCGAAUGUGUUCUUCAAGAGGCCGCUGGGCUCGACCUAGGCUUUCUCUUCUUUCGUACAUGCUUUAGCAUGAAUAGUACUUUAAAAUCUUUGUUGGGUUUAAUACGAUAACUCUAUCAGCAUUUAUAUACCCCUUAUAUCCUUCAGCGUGAAUUAAUGAAAGUGGAAACUCUCUAUGAAAAUGCGAGAGACGCUG
Ilyonectria robusta is the source of this 2158-nucleotide messenger RNA. RefSeq names its product amino acid/polyamine transporter I. The transcript is spliced from 3 exons. Gene Ontology annotation, cellular component: membrane. Gene Ontology annotation, molecular function: L-amino acid transmembrane transporter activity. NCBI's taxonomy places the organism in Eukaryota, Fungi, Ascomycota, Sordariomycetes, Hypocreales, Nectriaceae. The record is from RefSeq and is a predicted model, not a curated record. The coding region runs from base 422 to 2002 and encodes 526 amino acids. Gene Ontology annotation, biological process: amino acid transmembrane transport.